Molecule: messenger RNA, 6276 nt
Organism: Branchiostoma belcheri (Belcher's lancelet)
Lineage: Eukaryota; Metazoa; Chordata; Leptocardii; Amphioxiformes; Branchiostomatidae
Product: SPARC-related modular calcium-binding protein 1-like
Exons: 12
Coding region: 1577-3460 (627 amino acids)
Biological process (GO): extracellular matrix organization; cell-matrix adhesion
Cellular component (GO): basement membrane
Molecular function (GO): calcium ion binding; extracellular matrix binding; protein binding
Source: RefSeq, a predicted model, not a curated record
GACAAAGCCAACUCACAGGCAAUUGUACAAAAUCACACACUUGAAGGUAGAGAAUGACCGAGGUAUUUCCGGGUGCUUCCGGGGUAUAGGGACGCAUCGUUUAACACGCCGACGUACAGGUGCUUAUCGGACAAUGAACACGUGCAGUUGUGUCCAUAAAUGAACAAACAUAUAGUAGAGUAAAGAUACAUAAAAACUGCCAUCGUUUUUACGCGCUUUUCUUACGUUUGUUUGCCUAACGAUGACUCGGAUGAGGAAAGUACAGAAAACUUUUUUGAAAAGUACGAAACGAGCCCAAACCAUUUGUCCACUUGAACAUAACAUUCAUUCCAGUUUUACCAAUACUUUGUGACGUAGACCACAGCACACACUGCAGCAUGGUGUCAGCGUGUUGCUACAGUCUGGGUGGCGCAACUGCCGAUCUGACCCACACCUGCUUUACACCAAUACACGGCAAUUAAUAUUACGUUAAGAUACUUAACCCGCCCACACGGCGACAUGACACAGCCGACAGUGCGGCCCGUGGCCUACACAGAGUCUGAAGUUCAUACGGCGCUUGUGUAGGUAACCUUAACAGCGCGAAGCCGUGCUCCGGUAACCGGGUGGGUUGUGUCAGCUCCGCCGUCACACCGGUUCACACGGCCCGGUCGUGACGUCACCUUAAUGCGCCACUCAGAGGUCAAUCCCAAGUAUUUCCUCUCAAGACAAAAGUGGGCUGGCAAACGCCCGCUGAAAGAUCCCGCGGUGCUUGAGACUCUUUAAGUCCUGACCUAUUUCCACUUGAUCGCCCCCUCUUUAUGUAAACGUGACUUAGAAUUCCACAGCAAGCUCGGAACAAAACGUUUAACUUCCCGUCGCCCGGACGCGCGGGUUGGCAGCGCUGCGAGGAAUCAGUGGCCCAUUAGGUUCCAAUUUCUGCUCCGGCUUAGGAGAUAUCCGAACUGUUUACUUACUGUCUUCUCUAGCUAGGAAUAUCCAGUCGGCCUCAAGUGUCGGUGAGAGGGUGACUGUAGCGCAAGAGGAGGCACAGUUGAGUUGGGGGACACUCAAGUGUCCAGAGUAGUCCGCCAACAGCGAAGGCUUCAGGGACGUUCCGGCUGAGUUAGCAUUUAAAUGACAGAAGGCGGAUUGCCACUUUUUGCCGCAGGACACGGAAAAUCCCUCGGACAGUCAAUCAAUUUGUGGUGAUAAUGACCGAGUUGUCUUGUUGAUCUCCCUUCACGCCUAUUUGGAGUGCCGCCUUUUCUCUCCUGUAGUCCGGUAAACGCGGACGAUUGAGAACAUGAAUCUGCAUGUGUAUUAGGGCUGUGAUUCGGCCAAUCACAACCCCGGCUCCUGCCGCACAAAGGCAUUUAGUCUCGGGUGCCCAUCUGCUUCGGGUUCGAUACCGACAGCGUCAGGGCGACAACAGAAGACUGGAGCUGCCGUGGCUCUACCCAGUGGUGGUGAAAAACCGUAGAAUCUGUCGUCGCGAGAGGGUUUCCCUGCCAGCGGAGUCGGUGCUGGGCAGUUUUACGAGGGAGUGCUUGUGACGUCGGCCCAGUGCAAUAGUAGAGAGAGCUUGGCAGGGACGAGGAUGGGGCUGUUAGCGCGGGCGCUAAUGCUCUUCUGUGUCCUGGAGGUAGCCGUAUCGCAGAGAGCUGACAGAACCAGCAUACGGCAUCUACUGAUCGGAGACUCGGAUGAGCGUCAGGAGUGCGAUUACGACUGUACGCUGGAGAUGAAGAGAACAGUUUGCGGCAGUGACGGCAGGACGUACAACUCUCGCUGUGAGAUGCAGCGGGCGAGAUGUCAAACCGGGAGGACCAUCGACGUCCAGCACAGGGGGAAGUGCAAAGACGUGGGGCGAUGUCACCGGGAGCGGUCUCACGCCCAGGAGCUGGACCGGCGGCCUAUGGUCGGCAUCUUCAUCCCGGAGUGUAACGAGGACGGCAGCUACGCCGAGGUGCAGUGCCACACUUCCACCGGCUACUGCUGGUGCGUCACCCGCGAGGGCAAGCCCGUGCCCAAUUCGUCCGUUCGGUACCAAACGCCUACGUGCUCAGGUAUGGGACAAGGCACAUUCGAGGAGUUCAAGGAACCGCGGCAAGGUCGAGACGGGAGACAAAGACGCCCAACGGGCGGACGGAAACAAUCCAAAGAACAAACCGUUCCUGUGUCUCCCUCAGGAUGUGGCUCGGAGGAGCGCGGGGAGUUCAACGACAACCUGAUCGACUAUUUCGAGACGGAGUAUAACCGGCUGCCCACGCCGCUGCCCGGCGCCUCCACGCUGGACAUCCUCCCGUUCCCCACGCAGCAGGCCCCGCUCACGCUGGACUCCUCCUCGUCUAAGGAGCGCCGCGUUCUGGACUGGAAAUUCAGUCAGCUGGACUCGGACAACGACGGCGAACUGGACAGAAAGGAGCUGAAAUUACUCCGGAGAGUGGUGAAGAAGGCCGUGAGACCGCGGACUUGCGCGAGAACCUUUACUAAAUAUUGCGAUAUGGACAAGAGUAAAAAGGUGUCCAAGAAGGAGUGGUCUGUCUGCCUCGGAGUCCAAAAUAUCCCCUUCCAUUUGUUCCUGACGCUGAACGCAGAGGAGCACACCACGGCGCCCACACGUGACCUCCAGCCGGCACCACAAGUGAUAGACCCAGCUGGCCCAACCCUCUCUAACAAACAGAUCAACCGACAACCAACAAUCGGCAACAGAACCGCAGGCGCUUUAGUGAAAGGCGGCUGUGAGUUGGACCGGCAGAAGGCCCUGGACGACCAGAGACGGAGUCCGCCGGGCACGGGCCUGUACAUCCCGGAGUGUAACUCUGACGGGAGCUACAAGUCUGAGCAGUGCCACAAGGACACGGGGUACUGCUGGUGCGUGGUCCGGUCCACCGGCCGACCCAUCCCGGGAACAUCCACCCAGUACAGCAUGCCGGACUGCGAGGGCGCCGAGGGGAUGAUGGUCAAGCCGGACGUGUCCGACCCCGUGUCCGUAGAGAGGAAGCCUGUGACGCCCUUACCACCGAGAGAGUUUAAAGAGUGCCCAGGUGCAGCCAAGGACAGGUUCAACACGGUUCUGCUGGACGCGCUGAGUACGGACAUGGUGGAGGCCGCACCCGACACCACCGGCAGGAUCCCUGAGCCUGACCCAACCCACUCCCUUGAGGAGAGAGUUGUCCGGUGGUACUUCUCCGUACUGGACAAGAACAGCAACGGCGAGGUCAACAAGCGGGAGAUCAAAGUGUUGCGGCAGUACGUCCGCAACAAGACCAGACCCAAGAAGUGCAGUCGGAACUUCAUAGACUACUGCGAUGCAAACCAGGAUCAAAUACUCACUUUGGAUGAAUUUCUGAGGUGUACAAUAGAAAAAGAUAACACAAAUUCAACUAGUAAUCCAGCGUCAGCCAUUCCCGGCCGGCGGAGAGGGCCGAACCCUUUUAGUGAGUAUGGCCAGUGGACGUUUUCGCAGUUGGCAGGUUGAUGUGAGACCUCCUGAUGCUGGAACCAUGGAAACACAAGUUACCCGGCAACACAUGUUGCCAUGGACACCACCAUUCCCCAGAUAAACAAAUGAAAACUGUACACAAUACAGCUCUCCAUGCUAGCUGUGAGGUCUAGUACACACUAGUCUAUUGUAUGCCUUUUGUUGUGAAAUCUCUAUGUGAUGUUGCCUAUGUGUAUGUAUUUUGGAAAGAUAAUUAUUAUUUUUACUUGGUGAUAGUGUGUUUGUAGGGUUGCUAACAGUUGCGUGAAUAGGUGGAUUUUGUAAUGUUUGAGGAUGUGUGGCUACUACUACGAUUCAUGUAAGAUACAAUUGAUAUGUUAAAAUUGACUACAUAGUUGUAAAAAAAAUGAAUUCUGUGAUCAAGGAGGUUUGAAAUCAAAUUGAUUUUAAACCUCCUUGCUUUGAUCUACUGAAAUGAAUUACAGGACUUAGAAACUGCAAGGUUCAUGCUAUUUCAGUGGUCUAACUUAAUAUUAGCUCUGGCUGACAACAGUAGUCUAAACAAAGUACAUGGGAAACACAGAGUAAUAAUUCAAUUUGGCAAGCCUUGACAAAAGCAAUUUUAAAGUUGUUUUUCCUACUACCUAAUUUAACUAUACUCAUGUCUGGAUAAAACUAGCAGAUUCAGAACAAGACUGCCAAUUUUUCCCCACUUUUUGGAGUUGUUUCAUUGUAUAGUAAGCAAAUGCUUUGGUACAUGUAAAACAUACUGCAAUCAUCAACUUACUACAAGUCCUGAAACCUUUCCAACAUUUCUACUGGUAGGAUUUUAGCACAAUGGAAAGAUUGAAAUGUACUGCAGUCAUCAACAUACAUAUUUAAGUAGGACCUUAUUAUUUUUCUUGAAUAUGUUUUGGGAUUUGGGGCUUUCAAUGACAGUGUAUAAAGGGCUGGUAGGUGGUUAUGUGUCUAACUUUGUAAAUAUGGUGAGACCUUGUGGGCUUGUAGAGAAUAUGUAAAAACUCAUGGUACAUGUGGCAUAUCCUAUCAUAUUGUAUCUCGGUGCUGCCAUUAAAUUACAUGCUAAAGAAACUGCUGUGUUUUUUCCCUGGUGUCUGUGUACAUAAAAGACAAAAAAUAAAUGAAGAAGUGGAACUGGUGACAUUGGAUUUGAAAAAAACACAAUUUGGAAUCUGGAGCAAAUGUUAUGAUAGAAAGAGGAGGAAAUUUUGAGGAAAGCAAGAUUUUUCAAAUAACGUGUGAAACUUGACUGAACAUGUAAGAACCUGGAUCUCCUCCAGGUUGGUUUUAUAUCCACUCCAAUAGUCUAUAUUGGAUGUAAACAAACCAGGCUAGAACCCAGGCAACUUUGAAACAUGUUGUCAUUUUGAUUUGAAAAAGUACUUUUCAAAUCCAACAUAACCAGUGUUUAGCCAACAGCAAUGCAACUAGACGAUAUCGAGUUAUAUCAACUUCUUACUCUUGUCAAUAAAGGAUUGAAUUAAGGCCAGGAAAACAAUGCAACUUCAUCCUGUUUAUGAAAUACCUAUCGUUUCAUUUCAGUAACUAUUUCCCCUUAAGUGAGGUCAUACAGCGGCUGAGGAGAUGUCAAAUCCUAUCAAAAUCCUCUGCAUCGUUACAUAAUCCCAAGGAUGAAACCUGAACUGUUGCAGAAUGUGACAUUUGGAUUUAAUCUUAAGCCUAAAAUAAAUGGUGGAAGACAUCUAGCCACAACAAAGGAAUAAUGUUGAUACUUCCUUUAAGCUAUUGGCUCUCUAAAUUUCUUGAUAGUAUGUGCUUAUCUGUGGGGUAUGUUUGAGCAGUUGUGUCUGUCUGUAUCUGGCUUGUCACAAGUGUAACAGCUUUUCCUGUGGACAUCCCAUUGAGAGAUAAGCUACUUCUCAGUAAUAGACUUUACAAAGUUAUGAAUGGAAAAAUGUUGUAGAGGUACAGUGGCCCCCAGUUCAGUUCAUCCUCAGUGAGGUGACACUGUAUACUGUCUCCAUCCCAUCAAUAUGGACUAUACAUAGGUGUAAUGAUUGUGAGCUCAACUACAAUGUUAGUACAACUUCAUCAUCACAGCUCCUGACAAACCAGCAUUCCUGUGAAAUUAGGGUGGUUGUAUGAUCAAUGACAAAUGUCAGGGCUUAUUGUUUUAAUUUCUUUCAGCAAACUUCAGCAAUUCUGGCCUUCACAAUACCAAAAUAGCCCAUUAAUUAAAAAAAACUCUAUGAAGUUAAAAUGAGCUUCAGGUCAUGUUCCUGUGAUAUGUGAGCACAUGUGACAUGAAUGACUAAUGUUGGCGGGACAUGCUGGAGGUUCCAGUGCCUGAUCCGAUCCACCUGUCCCUGCCAGGUAAGCCAAACAACACACGUUUAUUCACUCCCACACAACAGGUGUUGGAAACUUUAUUGGGCUGCAGUCUGUGCACAAAGUGGGAACUUAUUGGACAAAUCCCCUGACAAUCGCUGCUGGCGUGAUGAAGUGUCUUUCUUUGUUUACACCGUGCCAGACUCGGCCCACCUGACCUCUGGUGUUUCAAUCAAAGACAACAGCCACCGGUUACUCCAAGCCUUGCCAAGUAUUUGUUUCUGUGAAUUCCACAGAGAAGCCUAGUCCCCAACAGGCUGACUUUGUCCACGUUUACUUCACACAUCCCAGUCUUAGCAAAGUGACAUUUUGAUCCAGUUCCAGAUGACAGAGGAAUGAUAGAAUAAGCCAGCAAAGCGCCUUGCUGCUGGGGUAGAAAUCCCUUGGAUUGUGCUCAGAAAAAUAAAUGUCCCCCAUAUCCCCAAGCAGCAGCUCAAUAGAGCUUUUUCCCUGUAAAAUGCCCCAACAAUAGACCAGUUUAA